Molecule: messenger RNA, 951 nt
Organism: Dovyalis caffra
Lineage: Eukaryota; Viridiplantae; Streptophyta; Magnoliopsida; Malpighiales; Salicaceae
Source: the annotation of a GenBank genome assembly
AUGCCUCCUUCUUCAAAAACCAAAAUCAUCGCCGAGUACGCGAAAUCGAACAGGUCAUCAUGCAAGACAUGCUUGAAAACGAUAUCUGCUAAGGCCCUCAGGUUGGGUUUGAUCAGUAGAGACUCAAGAGGGUUUGAUAUGACCAAAUGGUAUCACUUGGAUUGCUUCUCUGACAAGAUUGAGUCUACCGAGCUCAUUGGGGGGUUUGAUUCUCUCCAGAGUUGUGAUAGGGUUGCUUUGAAGAAAUUGGUGGAACAGAGAACAGAUGCGCAAGAAAGUGAACUGGAGGAAAGGAAUGCAAAGAAAACUAAGUUUUCAACAGCUAUUGAGGAAGCCAACCUGGUCGAAGCCUUUUUGCUAUCCGAUUGUAGUGACAAUUAUAAGGAUGCUACAUUAUUACCAAAAUGGAAGGCAUUUCAGACAGUUAUAUUUCGUGAACGGGAUGAUGGUCUCCAUGAUUCGAAUAAAAUUGCUGCAUUUGAUUUUGAUGGCUGUCUUGCAAAAACAUCCGUCAAGAGAGUAGGUGCAGAUGCUUGGUCUCUCAUGUUCCCCUCAAUACCAGACAAGCUGCAGAGGUUAUAUAAUGAUGGCUUCAAGCUGGUUAUAUUCACAAAUGAAUCCAACAUUGAUCGCUGGAAGAACAAAAGGCAGGUAGCUGUAGACUCAAAAAUUGGACGCCUAAACAACUUCAUCGAGCGUGUGAAGGUUCCCAUCCAGGUUUUUAUAGCUUGUGGGUAUGAUGGUAAAGUAGAAGAUCCAUUUCGCAAACCCAAACCUGGAAUGUGGCAGAUUAUGGAGAAACAUUUUAACUCUGGCAUCUCCAUUGAUAUGGAUCAAUCCUUUUAUGUUGGGGAUGCAGCAGGGAGACCUAAUGAUCAUAGUGAUGCUGACUUAGAAUUUGCAAAGGUCAUUGGAUUGAAAUUCCAUGUCCCUGAAGACUACUUUGUCUAA